This is a messenger RNA of Penicillium samsonianum, 960 nucleotides long. RefSeq lists its product as uncharacterized. NCBI's taxonomy places the organism in Eukaryota, Fungi, Ascomycota, Eurotiomycetes, Eurotiales, Aspergillaceae. The transcript has 4 exons. Bases 1 to 960 code for a protein of 319 amino acids. The record is from RefSeq and is a predicted model, not a curated record. Gene Ontology annotation, molecular function: oxidoreductase activity.
AUGCCUCUUCCGAAAUACACCUACAAUGGCCCAAUCGACCACACCGUGGUGCCCGAUCUAGCCAAUGCCAAAGGCAAAUCUGUCAUCAUUACCGGAGGUGCAAACGGCAUGGGUGAGGCCAUGGUGCGCGCCUUCACCGCGGCCGGCGCCUUUGUCACUUUUGGCGAUCUUCACCCCAGAGGAGACAAUCUCGCCAAGGAAUUGAACGCGAAUGGUGAGACAGCCGCGUUUGUAAAGUGCGAUAUUACAGACUGGGAUAGUUUGAUUACACUAUUCGAGACGGCCAAGGACAAGAGUCCGCAUAACAGCGUUGAUAUUGUCAUUGCCAAUGCGGGAAUCUCGCGUGCCUCGGGUGACAGUCUUUGGAACCUGGAUGACCCCAGUGGCGCACCAACCAAGCCCAAUCUCAAUAUCGUCCGUGUCAACAUGGACGGGACAUUCUAUACCUGGAGACUUGCAGUUCAUUAUUUCAGGAAACAACCCGAUACUGAGGACCGAGACCGAUGUUUCAUCAUGACUGGAAGCAUGGUCGCGUACAUUGAUUCACCUGGAAACUGGGAAUACACAGCGACCAAGUAUGGCCUCCGCGGCUUCAUGAAGACCGUGCGUCGAAGCAGCUGGGAGCAAGGAAUCCGCAUCAACUAUGUCGCACCAUGCUGGAUCAAAAGCGCUAUUCGGACCAAGGAGUACGAAGAUUGGCUGAUUGAGCGUGGUGUCGAGUUUGGGGAGCAGGCUGAUUGCGCCGGUGCGAUGAUGCGGAUCGCAUGCGAUAAAUCUAUUAACGGACGCUCACUUAUGAUUACCCCGAGGUCCUUCGCCAAGGAGGGAUUCGUGGAUGUAAACAGAGAAGACUAUUCCGAUCCCAAGGACGAGUACUUCGCGAAGAAGCAGGCGUCGCAGUUGGUCAUUAUCGAGGAUAAAUGGCUGGACGACUAUAAAGUGAGGAUUUACAAAGAUUGA